Vicia villosa (hairy vetch) is the source of this 543-nucleotide messenger RNA. RefSeq lists its product as uncharacterized. The record is from RefSeq and is a predicted model, not a curated record. Lineage: Eukaryota; Viridiplantae; Streptophyta; Magnoliopsida; Fabales; Fabaceae. The transcript has a single exon. The coding region runs from base 1 to 543 and encodes 180 amino acids.
AUGGAAAAUUUCAUAGCCACUCAAACUCAGACUAAUAAGGAUUUCCUAAUCCAAAAUGUGCACACCAAUGAGCAAAUUAAACAGUUAGCGACUAAAGUAGAUGCGCUGGCCACUCACAACAAGAUGCUUGAAACACAAAUCUCUCAAGUGGCACAACAACAAGCACCUACUGCCGCACCUGUCGGGACAUUUCCUGGACAACCACAACCAAACCCGAAAGGACAUGCUCAUGCUAUUAUUCUGCGAAGUGGUAGAGAGAUGGACAAACCAACUGACCCUAGGCUUAAAAACCCUGUUAUGUUCCAAAGCCCUGGUAAGACAACUGAGGAGGAAAGUAGACCCAAAGAUAAACCAAGUAACCCGAAAGAGAAAGAGGACAAGGAAGGCGAGACGGAGGAAAAAGAAGCGCCAUACGUACCUCCACCACCUUAUAAACCACCUAUCCCGUACCCUCAAAGGUUCGAGAAAUCUAAAAGCAUAGGGCAGUUUAAGAAAUUUGUAGAACUUCUUAAAAAAUUGAACAUUACAAUUCCUUUUACAUAA